AAUGCCAUAAAACAGUCUAGAUAUUUUUUACUACUUGUAUAAAUGGUAGUUUCAAUCGAUAUCAGUGAUUAAUUUGAUAAAAAAACGUAAAACAAAUCACAAUUUAUUGUUGAUUAAUUCAUAAACAAAGAAACGAUAUUUUUUAAAUGAAAAAAUACAGUUAUUUAGUAUGAAAAAUGAUUGAUCAAAGCUCACGUUAUUAUCAACAGGAUGAUCGUAGCUGUUGCUCUGAUGAUUCAGGAAGUGAUGUCUUUAGAUGUGUGCCAAGAAAUAGAACAGCAUUUUUUACUUGGAAAAUUGAGGGAUUACGAGCAAUAUCAGUACCACGUAAUAAAAUUGGCUAUUUUUAUUCUGAAUCAGCGUAUAUUAUUUAUACUGUAUCAUCAAAAGAAUGUCUACCUUAUCCAGGAAUACCAUCAAAAGAUAUAAAAGGCAACAAUUCAGUUCGUGCAAUUCAUUUUUGGAUUGGAAGUAGUUGUGAUUCAACAGUAUCUGGUGCAGCUGCACUUCGUGCUGCUGAACUUGAUUCACAAGUAUGUGCAUCAUUAUUAUUUCGUGAAUCAGAAGGACGUGAAUCAUCACGUUUUUUAUCAUAUUUUCGUCAAGAAUUAAUUAUUGAACGUAUUCAUAAUGAUCAACCAGUAGUUACACUUCAUCGUGUAACUGGUUUAUCAAUACCAAUUUUAACUGAAUUAGAACAAGUAUGUUGGGAUAAUUUUUCAUCAAAUGAUGUUAUGCUUUUAAUUAUACAAUCACAAGGUGUUAUAUUUGUAUGGAUUGGUUCUGGAUCAAGUGCACUCCAUAAACGUCAUGCAUUACGUAUAUUAGAAGAACAAAAAGACAGCAAUGACAAUAUUAAAAUAGUUAUUGUUGAUGAUGGCUAUGAACAAACACUAUCAUUAAAUGAUAAAAAUUUAUUUGAUAAAUUUUUAGAUCCAAAUGAACGUUCUGUAUUACCACAACCACCAAGAAAAAUAUAUCAACCAUCACCAAUAAAACUUUAUAAAUGUAGUGAACAAUCAGGAAAAUAUAAAGUUGCUGAAUUAAAAUCAGGACCAAUAUUUAGAAAUGAUUUAAUAUCAAAUUCUGUAUUUUUAAUUGAUCGUGGUGAAGCUGGUGUUUGGGCAUGGGUUGGUCGUGAAGUUGAUGCACGUGAAAAAUUAGAAGCUGUUAGAAAUGCAAGAGGUUUUGUUAAAAAAAAAAAUUAUAGUUCAAGUGUACCAGUUGCAAGAGCAAUUGAAAAUGAAGAACCAAUUGAAUUAAAAACAUUAAUUAAAUCAUGGGAACCAGCUAAAAUAAGACCAUUAACACUUCCACCAUCAUUUGAACCAGAAUACAUGAAUGAAAGACCAAAAAUGGCUGCUGAAUGUCAACUUGUUGAUGAUGGAAGUGGAAAAAAAAUAUUAUGGAGAGUCAGUAUAAAAGAUGGUAUCAUUGAAGUUAAUGAAAUGAGUCAUAUGAAUGGAAUUUAUUUUGCUGGAUGUUGUUAUAUUAUGAAAUAUAUUUAUGGCACCGGAAGAAGAGAAAAAAUAAUUGUUUAUUGUUGGGAGGGAGCUCAUUCAUCAAGUGUUGAUAGAAAAACUGCACUUGAAGCAGCAUGCAGAAUUGCUGAAGAUACUAAUGGACAACUAGUCAAAGUAUCACAAGGCUUUGAACCUCCACAUUUGUUACAAAUUUAUGGUGGAAAACUUCGUAUUCUUGCUGGGCAACAUCAAGAGACAGCUCCCAAGAAAUAUUUAGUUCGAGUAUUUGGUUCAACACCAUACACAUCAAAAGCUGUAGAAAGACCACUUCGUCCAAGUUCCUUAGAUUCUGGUGGUGUAUUUAUACUUUAUUCAAAUUCACCAGUUGUUUGGUGUGGUGAACGAAGUACUGGUGAUGCUAGAGAGGCAUCUCGUCGUCUUGCUCCAUCAACAGCACCACUUAUUUGUGAGGGAAAAGAAGAUGAUGAAUUUUGGCAUCAACUUGGUGGAAAAGGACAUUAUGAUUCGGAGACAAAUGAAAUUGGAAUUGACAUGGAUAAACAUUUAUAUGAGUGUAAAAUAAUUGACGGUAUAUUUAUCGGUGAUGAGGUACUUGGUUUUACACAAAAUAGUUUAUUACCAGAAGCAGCUUGGCUUUUAGUAACAGGAAGUGUUAUAUGGGUGUGGUUGGGUAAUUACUCACAGUCAAAAAGCAUUGAACGUUGUGUUGAAAAUGCAGCAACAUUUUUAUAUACACAUCCAGCUGGACGUGAUAGAAAUACAAUAAUAUCAAUAAUAAAACAAGGCUAUGAGCCAUCAACAUUCAUUGGAUUAUUUGAAAAUUGGAAUCACAAUCAUUUACGUGAUUACACACCUUUUGAACAAUCAAAAAUGUCACUACAAGGAAAAGAACCAGUAACAACUUAUAUUACAACUGAUAAAUUAUCAUCUGACUUUGAUGGAUUUGUAAAAUAUCCAUUGAGAAUAUUGAGAAAUGAGCCAGAACAUUUACCAACUGGUAUUGAUGUAUUUAAAAAAGAAAUGCAUCUUACUUAUGAUGAUUUUAUAUCAAUAUUUAAAAUGAAUCCAUCUGAAUUUGAUAAACUUCCUGCAUGGCGACGUCAACGACUAAAACAAGCAGCUGGUUUAUUUUAAUAAAAAUAUAUAAAUUAAAUUAAUCAAUACUUUUAAAAGAUAAGAAAAAAAAAAAUUAAUUAUUAUAAAAUAACUUGAUUAUUUGUUGAAUAAAUGUAUCAUGUUUUAUUACUUAUCCAAAAAACAAAAAAAAAAGAAAAAAAAAAAAACCAAAUCCACUGUUUAAUUAAAUGAUUAUUUAAAUAUAAAAAGAAAUAAUGGGAUAUUAAAUAUUAUAUUCCCUUGAAUGUUUAUGAUGAUGUAUCCAUUGAUUCUGUUUGAAUUUUUCUUACUGAUUCAGUUUCAAUGAUUA
This is a messenger RNA of Aphidius gifuensis, 2910 nucleotides long. It is a transcript of the gene qua, whose product is annotated as villin-like protein quail. Gene Ontology annotation, molecular function: actin filament binding; phosphatidylinositol-4,5-bisphosphate binding. Lineage: Eukaryota; Metazoa; Arthropoda; Insecta; Hymenoptera; Braconidae. The record is from RefSeq and is a predicted model, not a curated record. The coding region runs from base 177 to 2618 and encodes 813 amino acids. Gene Ontology annotation, cellular component: actin cytoskeleton; cytoplasm. The transcript has 6 exons. Gene Ontology annotation, biological process: barbed-end actin filament capping; actin polymerization or depolymerization; actin filament severing.